CUUCUCCUUCUCCUUCUCCAUCAACAAACAACAAAACCAAAACAGAAACCCAAUUCUCUCUCUUUUCUCAGGCGAGGCCUCCCAAUCUCGCCAGGGAAUUCCCUCAAUUCUUCCUCCUCCUGCGCUUCCCCUUCCAGCUCUGGAGGGACAUACAGCUUUCGACCCAACCUUCUGCAAUGCCUGCCUGCCUCAACCACCGACACGAUACUCCAUGAACGAGCUUCAACCGCCCAACCUGCAAUGCGCCAAAUUUGAGGAUCGAGCCCUUUCCACCAUCUUCCACGCCACACCUGCCUACUACUCCAUCAUUCCUUCUUCAACCUCCCCCCACUGCACCUGCACCCUUAUGCCCUAAUCUAUUCUAUUCUCUUCUCUUCUUUCUCUGCUUUUCCACCUUUUUUUCCCCCUCUUCUCUAAAGGCUCCACCCAACCUUUUCAAUUGCUUGCUCCAGGAGCGGCCUUCCAAUUUUUGCCGCCCUUUUUAUGGACCUUCUUUGACUCAUCCUUCUAUCUCCUCCGAUUUCUUCUUUUUCGGUUCCAUCAUGCCCUCUGAAGUAUUGGACCUCAAGGCUUUAUCUUCAUCUUCCUUCUUCUCCCACGAUUUACGUCAUUCAGAUGAGGGGCAGCUUGGAGUUUGGAAGUCAGCUAGUAUGCCAAAUCACCGUGGUGCUUCAUCAUCUGUGGAAAAACUUUCAAUGGGUGAUUGCCUGGCAGAGAACUCACUGGAAAAUCACGAUCCAUUUCCUGUGAGAGACCAGAAUGCAAGUCUUAUCCUGAAUAGACAUGCUGUUGGAGCUGAAAGAACAUCCAAUUAUUUUGCUCGGAAUAAUGAAGUCAAUAUGAUGAAUUCUCAGUAUGAGAGUAGUCUUUUCUCGAGUUCUUUAUCAGAUAUAUUUACUAGGAAAUUGCGAUUUUCUCCCAGCAAUGCACUAUAUGGCCAUUCUGUUGAUACUGUUGCAUCUCACUUUGAGGAGGAGGAGGUUUUUGAGUCACUUGAAGAGUUGGAGGCCCAAACCAUUGGGAACCUCCUCCCUGAUGACGAUGACUUACUUGCUGGGGUAGUAACUGAUGGGCUUGAUUGUUUGAUUGAAACAACUGGCGAGGAUGAUGCUGAGGACUUGGAUUUCUUUAGCAAUGUUGGAGGGAUGGAUUUGGGUGAUGAUGGCUCAUCUGUUGGACAGAAAAAUUCUGAAUCUUCUGGAGGACUAUUUAACAAUUUGCUGGGGAUGCAUAACGGUGCUAUGGCUGGAGAGCAUCCAUUAGGCGAACAUCCUUCCAGGACACUGUUUGUGAGAAACAUAAAUAGCAAUGUUGAAGAUUCUGAAUUGAAGCUCCUUUUUGAGCAAUAUGGAGACAUUCGCACUCUUUAUACAACAUGCAAACAUCGAGGGUUUGUUAUGAUUUCCUAUUAUGAUAUUAGAGCUGCCCGUAAUGCAAUGAAAGCACUCCAGAAUAAACCGUUGAGACGAAGGAAGCUUGACAUACAUUAUUCUAUACCGAAGGACAAUCCAUCUGAAAAAGAUAUUAACCAAGGAACUCUUGUUGUUUUUAACCUUGAGUCUUCUGUUUCAAAUGAAGAACUUCGUCAGAUAUUUGGUGUCUACGGAGAAAUCAAGGAGAUUCGUGAAGCUCCCCACAGAAGUCAUUAUAAAUUCAUUGAAUUUUAUGAUAUCCGAGCUGCAGAGGCUGCUCUUUGUGCAUUAAACCUGAGUGAUAUAGCAGGAAAGCAGAUAAAGCUUGAGCCAAGUCAUCCUGGUGCUGUGAGACGAAGUUUGGUGCAACAAUUACAUCCACAGUUGGAGCGGGAAGAUAUUGGUCUCUAUUUACAACAGGGUAGCCCUCCUGUUAGUUGUAGUGCCGGCUUCUCUGGAUUAGUUCCUAGUGGGACUAUCAAAUCUAGCAGCAUGAGUAAUGGAUCCGUUCUUGGUGUACACUCUAUGAUACGAGCUCCAUCUCGGGAGACCGAGUUGCAUCAUGGAAUAUCCUCCAGUGUUCCUAGUAGCUUACCUUCUGUGAUGAGAUCUGAAUCAAUUGGCAAGCAAUCUGGCUUUAUUGACUCUGGUCAUUCACCUUCACCACUAAAGCUGGGUAUCCGGGCAGCUCCAGCUAUUCAUCCUCAUUCGCUUCCAGAACAUCCUGAUAGUUUGAACAACAAUGUUCACUGCAAUUCUCUGAAUACGAUUGCAGGAAACAUCAGUCUACGACCACCCGAAAGAGCUGAUAGCAGGCAGCUUGUAAACUUUAAUGGUCGCUCUAUUGAAUUGAAUGAAGAUGUUUUUGCAUCUGGUGGUAACAGAACUUGCCCCAUUCCUGGACCACAUUAUACAUGGGGUAACUCCUACCGGCCCCAGCCGCCAGCUCCUAGUGUUGUUUGGCCAAAUUCUCCAUCUUAUAUGAACGGAAUUCCUGCUGCCCACACCCCAACCCAAGUCCAUGGAGUUCCAAGAGCAGCAUCUCAUUUGAUGCACACAGUUCUGCCCAUGAAUAAUCACCACGUUGGAUCAGCUCCAGCUGUUAAUCCUUCUAUUUGGGAUAGACAACAUGCUUAUGCUGGGGAACUGUCGAAAGCCUCUGGGUUUCAUUCAGGUUCUAUAGGGAAUAUGAAUCUGCCUAACAAUUCACCACAGUCUGUGGAAUUUUUCUCUCAUAUCUUCCCACAAGUUGGUGGAAAUUCUGUAGAGCUCCCUAUCCCCCAAAGGAAUGUAGGACUUCAAUCCCAUCAUCAGCGGUGCAUGGUUUUUCCUGGACGAGGCCAAAUUCUCCCAAUGAUGAAUUCAUUUGACUCUUCCAAUGAACGUGGUAGAAGCCGAAGAAAUGAAGCAGCCUCUAAUCAGGCAGAUAAGAAGCAAUAUGAACUUGACAUUGAUCGCAUAUUGAGGGGUGAAGACAAUCGUACUACGCUUAUGAUAAAGAACAUUCCUAACAAAUAUACAUCAAAGAUGCUUUUAGCUGCAAUUGAUGAACGACAUCGAGGAACUUAUGACUUCAUCUAUCUGCCUAUUGACUUUAAGAACAAAUGUAACGUGGGAUAUGCGUUCAUUAACAUGACUGAUCCUAGCCUAAUUAUUCCAUUCUAUGAGGCAUUUAAUGGGAAAAAAUGGGAGAAAUUCAAUAGUGAGAAGGUGGCGUCACUUGCAUAUGCUCGCAUACAGGGAAAAGCUGCCCUUAUCGCUCAUUUCCAGAAUUCAAGUUUAAUGAAUGAAGAUAAGCGAUGUCGACCAAUCCUUUUCAACACUGAUGGCCCCAAUGCAGGCGAUCAGGUUCCGUUUCCAAUGGGGGUAAAUGUUCGUACUAGGCCUGGAAAAGGCCGAACCAACACCCAGGACGAAAACCCUGAUGAAGGUCUAUUAAUUUCUGGAAAUGGUGAGAAUUGUUCCAGUGGAGAUGCAUCUUCUUCAUGUGUUGUAAAGGAUUUGGAGCAGCCAGUACCAUAAUUUUUGUGUUCACUAACCUUAGAGGAGGGAGGAGUAACUUAAAACUAUAUAUCCACCAAAGUUGUUUUGACGUAAUUUUUAUAGUGGCUGAAGGCAGGUAGGGACAUUCGCUGCAGUUGGUGACAUUAGAGAAGGAAUGGUUUAGCUUAGCCAAUGCUAAGUGGGUCUCCAUCUUCCUCUCCCCACCCCUCUACUCUACGCCCCCCUUCCUCCAAAGGGAAGAAAAAGAACAAAAAAAAAAAAAAAAGACAAUAGUUGAAGGAGGGAGCAUCUGGAAAAGCCUCCAAAUUUUGAUUGUGAGAGUGAUAUAUUUAUUGUUAUUAUUAUUACUAUUAUAUAUUAUAAGAGAUGGGCAUUGAAAAAGGGAAAGAGUUUUCAUGUAUAUGAGUAUUUGGUCCUGGAGAUAUGUUGUCCUGGUUUGACGUGAUCUGAUGAGGCUUCCUCCCUCUGCUAUACCCCACUUUCUUCUUCUUUUUUCUUUUCGUUUUAUUUUGGGUUUGACUUGGAAGUUCUUGUAACAGUUGAGAUUUGGUAGAGACAGAGGGAGCCCAUGUGAAAAUUUUUGAAAUGAACUAAUUAUCCAAAUUUCCUUUGCU
Cucurbita moschata (crookneck pumpkin) is the source of this 4030-nucleotide messenger RNA. RefSeq names its product protein MEI2-like 4. Gene Ontology annotation, molecular function: RNA binding. The transcript has 15 exons. Lineage: Eukaryota; Viridiplantae; Streptophyta; Magnoliopsida; Cucurbitales; Cucurbitaceae. Bases 543 to 3434 code for a protein of 963 amino acids. The record is from RefSeq and is a predicted model, not a curated record.